AUGUGUGACGAAGUACCUGUAGGCGCAGUUGGUGAGAAUUGUGUCGAAAGUUCGAGUCUACAUCUAAAGACCUAUGAUGAUAUUAUAAAAGUCAGUUCUGCUACUGAAUGUCUUGUGAUGGAUAAUUUUCAUAGAUCCUUCCGAG
Messenger RNA from Acanthocheilonema viteae, 145 nucleotides. The record is from the annotation of a GenBank genome assembly. Lineage: Eukaryota; Metazoa; Nematoda; Chromadorea; Rhabditida; Onchocercidae.